UGUUAAACUGUAAAUAAUUCGCCCGAUUUCUGUUUAUCAGAAAUUUUCCUGAGAUAAAGGAUUCAAAGAGUUAAGCUACACCCAGAGAUUAAAUUAAUUCUGCAAAUCUGGAUGAUACCAGGGAGAAAAUGAUUGCCGCCUCCGAUCCACUGGAAUUUGUGCCAGGAGGACGUCAGACGGUCUCAAGACACCCUGGAUCUCUGAUCAGUCAACCUGUAUCAAAUAACCCGGUUUUCCUGGAGGACAGCGUUCUUUUACAGAAAUUUAGCAAAGUUAAUAUCUCUGAAAAACCGCCUAAAGAAUUUUGGUUAGUGCGUGACAAUGGCACGAAUGGCGAAGAGGAACUUUAUUGCUCAGGAAAGGUAGCGAUUCAUUCGAAAGGUAGUCAGUCAACAAGAGUGUUACAAAAAUCGUACACGUGUGAACACGACAUAAAACAUGCCGCCUGGUGUUCAUUUCGAACGUAUACUCUCGAACAAUUGUCGAAAAGUAAAGAUUUCAACGAUGAAGAUAUCCCAGAAAAGACAAUCGACUGUAUUUGCCUCCUUGAUACCUAUACUCUCAAAGUUUUUACCGAAACUGGUGAAGAUUAUGUUUCGAGUUUGCAGUUUCAGGUAUCUGCUGUAUGGCCAACAAAAUUUGGACUAUUACUCGAAAAGUCUGAAGUUUCGAUUCCUUCCUCUAGGUACACGUCUUUGGAAAUCAGCAGAGCCCUUUCACAUACCGAGAGUUAUUUACCAGUCGCAUUUUCUCUAAUGCACCCUUUAGAUGAAAUUUGUCCUCUGCUCAUAAAACAUGGAAGUAUAUCAUAUAUGUGCGAUUCGACUCUGAAGUUUGUCUUUACGAAUUCUGAGCCUUCUCUGGCUGUACUAUACGAUACAAAAACGGGAUUGCACUCCGUAUACAAAAUACGGAAAGCAACUGCAGAAGAAUGCCAGAUUGUUUGUGGAAGCAGCGACACCACCCCGAGUUUAUUCAAUUACUCUACGAGUUCUCCUAAAUAUAUCGGAAGCAACGCUUCCCUGAACAGAAGUGUUGCCAACAAAGCUCUGAGUCUCUUUGGAAUGCCGAAUCCACCAUUGGCUGGCAUGGGAAUGGGAAUAAACAAUAGCCCCUUUGGUUCUCGAGCAACUUCCUACGCUACAACAUCAGGAAGUGGACAAUCACCUACUCAGCAGCAACAAAUUCAUCCACAUUCUCGAUCCCAGAGUCCAAUGGCGACAAUAUCUCGUUGUCAAUCUCCCACGCAUUCAGCCUUUUCGCCCUUACCUGGUGUUCCAACGGGAACGACUGCUCAUCAGACCAGGCUUCAUCAGACAAUGUUUGGAAAUAUUUUAGGACUAUCUCCAAAUAGUCCUUGUGGAAGCUACAAUAGUAUGCAAUUCCAGGAUAUAGGAACAACUCCGAGCAAGCCAGUUUAUCCGGAAAUUUGUCUCGAUCAUGUUUGGACCGAAAACUCUGGCACCACAAAAGACGUAAUUGCGGGUCGGAGUUCGAAAGUGUUUUUGACUUCAGAUCUAGUCGGACAAAGCUACUUGGCAUACUUGGUUCCAAAUAGAGGCCAAAUAUUUUUGGUGCGCCUUGAAAAGGCAAAUAAACAACAGCAGAUUAUUUUUGGCAUGGUGACCAGCUUUAUGGCUAAAGAUGCUCUUAAUUUAUCCAAACUAAACAUGAUAGCGACAAUAGAUGUGUCCAAUGGAAUAACAUUAUAUUCUGGAGUGACUCCGGUCGGAAAAGUACACAUCCCGAGUAUUUUGCCAUCAUUAACAGGAUUCAAUAAAUUCGUCUCCAGUACCUGUAAAAGGCAACCUUCUCCCUUUCCGAGGAGAAGUUCUCUCCUAUCGCCGAGUUGUGCCUCUUCACGCGAAAUCAAAUUUGAGGAAGGUCUUCAUUUAUUAAGCCCUGUCGGGAAUUGUGGACAGUCUUCGAAUUUGCUUGAAACCUCCUUCAUCGACGAUAACCUCGUCGCCUUGAAGGAUUCUCUAGGAAAUAAGCUGACUCUGGAAUAUGGAAAUCAGAAUUACUUCCGAAUUACUCUUCCAUUAUCCAGCACAUCUCCCUUAGUUACAAGAUGCUUGCAAACUCUCAAGAGUGUUUUGCAGCGUGACCUGGCAAUGCAACUGCUCGUAAAAUGGUACGGAGCUCGAAACGCACCAGGUCCUCAGAAUUUCUCACCAAAACAAGAAUGGCACCUCUUUCUGGUGACUCUCUGCUCUCUACUUGGCUACGACGUUGAUAAGUUGCCUCUGAUUAAAGAAUAUGAAGCAAAUUACCUCGCCGAACUCAACAGUUCAGGCGUUGUGAGCAAAAAGCAAAAAACAAACAACAGUGGUUCUGUCGAGGAUUGGGCCUACACCUCCUUCUACAAAGACACUCAGUCCUUCGCCUCGAAUGUCCUCGGCCUGACAAAGUUUACCCAAUCCAAGAAAGAAAAUACAUCUCUCGAUUACACGACCAAUGCCGGAAGCAUCAGGAAUCAAGAGACCCUUUUUCCUUACAUUCCCCUCGUGCUUUUUUCCCUUCAUUUGCUCUACGAGGAACUCAAAUUAAAUUGCCUCAUGACGGAAAGUUUGCCUUGGUUGGCUCAACUUUUACAUCAGUUGAGUGUCGAUUUGAGAUUUGAUCUCUAUGCACAUCAUUAUUUUCUCGAUUACCCAAAACAGUGUCAGAGAAAUGCAAUUUCUCAAGUUUCGGAAGUCGAUUUGCAGAAAAUUACGCCGCCGAAUUACAUGUCGUCGGAACCGGCGUGUAUCUUUGAGACCUUGAAUAAUUUAAUGAAUCUCGAGGAAGUCGCGUCCUUUCCAUUUCUCAAUCAAGUCAAUAUUAAGACGAAGAAUAUGGUGCAAUUGUUUGCUUUGAUUGCUAAUGAGGGGAGAGUUGAGAAUUUGGACAUGGAGAAAUUUGUUAAAUUAAUCGUACCGGCUGGAAGUCGAGUUGAUCAUCAAGAUCCUGGAGCUAUUAUUAAGGACGUUCCAAGGAAAGUGGAACAGCCCCUGGCGGAGAGGAUUGUCUUGCUGUACCACGAAAUGGGGAUGAAAAAGAAGGAUUUGGAAAUCCUUCCUCCAGCAGUUGCUGUCAUAUUAAAAGAUGUGAUGCACAGGUGUAGGGAAGAGCCCCUCUCAAAUUGGGCAGCUGAUAUUUACGAGUUAGUUGAUCGUCAGGAUUUAGCUGCUUUGGAAAAACACUCUUUGCCUAUGAAGCAGACUGAUCAUUUAGAAAGUGUAAAACCUAAUUCUGCCAAGGACGAUGAUCCUGAACAGGACGAUGGUAUGGAAUUUGACGAUACUAUUCUGAAACUGAGGUUCAACAAGGAUCACAGAGUAGCAGAGUUGAGAAAGUUACUGAAUUCCUCAAAGCCUGUAAAAAUUGCUGUCGUGCAAAGACCAGAUGUGAGUGAUCAUGACUUUAUUGAAGAGCAGGAAAAACAUCUUCUCGCUCUUUGCACCAGAACGAUGGCAUUACCCAUUGCUAGAGGAAUGUUUACGCUCAGAACCGCAACCCCGAUUAUUACUGAGCAGCUUCCAAUACCAAGAUUAUGUCUUACAGGAAAAGCUCCGCCACGUGGAACGACAGUUGAACUGGGCCACAUCGAAGUUCCGCCGAAUAUGAAUCUCUGGCCACUUUUUCACAACGGAGUUGCAGCGGGUCUUCGAAUUCACCCAGACUCGUCGAAUAUUGAUUCAACCUGGAUUGUUUACAACAAACAACAGCAGGGAGAAUUCGGCGUUGAGCAUUCUGGAUUCCUGAUGGCUCUCGGCUUAAAUGGACACUUGCAAAAUCUCGCUCCCUUCAGCAUGUAUGAAUACUUAGUCGAAUGCCACGAGGCGACUAGCGUUGGUCUUCUUCUGGGACUUUCUGCAACCCAUCGGGCAACAAUGGACGUCUCUAUGACGAAAUUGUUGUCCCUUCAUGUUGAGACCUUGCUACCGCCCACUAGCAUUGAACUAAGUGUUCAGCAAAAUGUACAGGUCGCGGCUUUAAUGGGCGUUGGUCUCGUCUAUCAAGGGACUGCCCACAGGCAUAUUGCUCAUGCUCUUCUGUCAGAAAUUGGCAGACCUCCUGGUCCAGAAAUGAAAAAUUGUGUCGACCGAGAAUCCUACUCCCUAGCUGCUGGUCUAGCUUUAGGAUUAGUGGUUCUUGAAUGUGGAGGCGGAUGUGAUAUAGGAAAUAUUCCGGAUACCCUACAUUAUUACAUGGUUGGAGGUAACGUAAGGCCUUUCAUGGGAGCUCAAAAGGACAAAUACAAGUCGCCUAGUUAUCAAAUACGCGAAGGCGAUUCGAUAAAUAUCGACGUAACGAGUCCUGGAGCUACGAUUGCUUUGGGUCUGAUGUAUUUCAACUCUGGCAACCGGGCCGUUGCUGAAUGGAUGCGCGCCCCGGAUACACAAUAUUUAUUGGACUUUGUGAGGCCCGAUUUACUGAUGCUUAGAAUUUUAUCGAGAUCUUUGAUUCUUUGGAACGAAAUCGAGCCUACUAAAGCCUGGGUUUCUAGCCAUGUUCCAGAAAUUGUUUCCAAGUACAAACUAAUGAAACCUUCACCUGAAAUUACAGAGUCGGUUGAUUUAGAAACUAUGAAUCAAGCCUAUUGCAACAUUAUUGCCGGCGCUUGUAUGGCUCUGGGAUUGAAGUAUACAGGAACAGCAAACGAAAAUGCAUUCAAAACACUUUCAAGCUAUGCAGAAAUGUUUGUUUCUCUUUCGCAGAAAUCUAUCGCAGAAUUGGCAGGAAAAUCGACGAUUGAAACUUGUUUGAAUGUCGUGAUUCUGUCUGCUUCGAUAGUCAUGGCAGGGACGGGAAAUUUAAAAAUAAUGAGGAUAUGUAGACAUAUCAGAACACGCGUCGGUCCAACAAACAGCGUCGUUACCUAUGGUUCUCAUUUAGCGACACACAUGGCUUUAGGAUUUUUAUUCCUUGGAGGUGGAAGAUACACACUUUCAAACAGUCCAAGUGCAAUAGCAGUUUUGAUAAUAUCCCUCUUUCCUAAAUUUCCUACUCACAGUAACGACAACAGAUAUCAUCUUCAAGCUCUGAGGCAUUUAUACGUCUUGGCAGCCGAGCCAAGAUUGCUUCUUCCCCGAGAUAUCGACAAUACGAAAUAUUGUUACGCGUCUGUCAGUUUGACAUUCCGAACGGAUAAAAUGUCAGAGGGUCAAGAAACUGUCAUGAAAGCUCCCUGCUUACUACCUCAGAUUGAUAGUUUGAAAAAAGUCCAAUUAAAUGACGAUAGAUACUGGAAAAUUACUUUCGAACGGGGUCAAAAUUGGAAGCAGCUGCAGGAUAUGCUUUCGAGAUGCGAACCUUUGGACGUUAAACAAAGAGCCGGAUGCCUCUCCUACUUGCAAGAUCCACACGGAUUUAAAAGUCUCAUGGCACGGGCCUUGACAACAGAUAACAUCAUUGCCUGGGGAGCGCAACCUGAACACAUCACCUCCUUUUCGAAUGACAAAACAAUAUUAAAUAUCGUAAAAUAUUUCCUCGAUGGAACCUCGAGGGAGAGAUUUCAGGACGAAAUUCUGCAGGACGUUUACUCAUACAAAAACCAAUCAAAAACUCCCAAGCGAAUUGGAGAUUCGAUGGAUCGAACCGAUUCUAUAAGAGAUCAAUCAAGUUUUAGUAGUGACAGAAUGGACAUUGGCGAAACGUCGAUAUUGGGACAAAGCCAAGAAUGUGGCAAAGAGAGCGAUAUUAAGGAUAAUUUGCAGGAUAUGUCGGAGUCGGAGAGGCACUUUUUGCAAAUUUUUGCCAUAAUCGCUUACGAGUGCGUUAUCAAGGAUAAAGUUAGUUUUCUGCCACUUUGGGUCAAUUUGUACAAGACGAUAGAGGAAAUAGGAAAGAGGCCUAGUUCCUACUUAGUUUGGCAGAUUAAACUCAUCGCUUCAAGGGUGCUCUGCGACGAUCAUUCUGAAACGACCAAUCGCCUUUUAACUUUAGAGAGUAUUUUGGCAAUUAAACAAAAGUCGGCAAUGGUUAUGGACUCGUGGGAAGAUGAACUGGAACCUUUGUUGCGCCAAUACAUAGUAAAUAAAACUGUACAGACAGGACCUGAAAAAUUGGCAAAACUCACUGCCUAUUUAGUAUUUUAUGAUGUUUUACACCAAAUUGAUCUCAAAGCCAUUUCGGAUCCGUUUGCAGCCACUAAUUUUUCAUCAAAAGUGCCAGUUGUUACUCUUUACAAGUUGUAUCAACUUUUAAAAGUGGAACAGACGUGAAAUUCGUUUCGCUUCCAUUGAUCUGCAUAGGAACAAAUUCCACAAAAUAUUGUUUCCUUACUUUUUCCUUAAAUGGAAUUAGAUUCGGAUACUCUAUGAAGCAAUAUAUUGUGCUAAAACCAAUUUUUAGAGUUUUAUAUUGUAUAGAUUAUUGUACAAAGCUUAACAAUAAAUUAGACUUUUCAUGUUA
Molecule: messenger RNA, 6399 nt
Organism: Belonocnema kinseyi
Lineage: Eukaryota; Metazoa; Arthropoda; Insecta; Hymenoptera; Cynipidae
Gene: shtd
Product: anaphase-promoting complex subunit 1
Exons: 21
Coding region: 129-6209 (2026 amino acids)
Biological process (GO): metaphase/anaphase transition of mitotic cell cycle; protein K11-linked ubiquitination; anaphase-promoting complex-dependent catabolic process
Cellular component (GO): anaphase-promoting complex
Molecular function (GO): molecular adaptor activity
Source: RefSeq, a predicted model, not a curated record